Molecule: messenger RNA, 3074 nt
Organism: Mugil cephalus (flathead mullet)
Lineage: Eukaryota; Metazoa; Chordata; Actinopteri; Mugiliformes; Mugilidae
Exons: 7
Coding region: 173-1159 (328 amino acids)
Source: RefSeq, a predicted model, not a curated record
GAAGGGGGCGGUGAAAUUGUGAAACAGCGUUCCUGGAUAGAGUUACGUUGCUCAGCAUUUAGAAAGAGACGCCACGGCAGCGGCGGAACAAUGUCGAAGUGAAGUUUCUGAAUUUUCUUCCUCUUCAAAGGCUUUUUCAAACCAGCGCGAGACCUCAACAAGACUUUAGAGAAUGCUUCAGCUUGGAAGCCUGUUUACCCAGUUUCAUCCCAGCUCCAAAGCUUCAGAAAGUGCCCAAGGACAGAGUUCAAAGCGGACGCUAACACUGUCUGACUUUUUACAACAUGCCAUGAAACUCACCGGGCUGAGGAAGGAGGAUGUUUACUGUAACCUCCGUGUUCCUAACCAGUUUCAGACAGCCAAAGAUGACAUCAACAUCGUUUUCCUCACAGGUCAAGGGAUCUUCUGCUUGGAUGUUAAACCCUGGAGGGGCGUCGUGUCUGCGCACAACCAAAACUGGCAUGUGCAGGUUAAAGAAGAGGACCAAAAUCUUACCAAUACGUGCAUUGAGCAGGUUGAAGAUCCCCUCAAAGCUAUCACGACCAAGACGGCUAACUUAUGCGGCCACCUGAAGAGCAGUGGAGUGUCCGUGCGCCAAAGCGCCUUCUUCCCCAGAGUCGUCUUCCUCUCUCCAGACUGCGAGCUGGACGAGGAGCUGAGGAAGAGGAGGGAGCUGGUCUCCCACAGCCAGAUAGAUGAUUUCCUCAGAUCUUUCAAGGAGAGCUACAUGGCCUGGAUCUCCGAUGCUCUGACUCCCUCCUGGAUCUCUGGUCAUCUGUCGUACAGGCAGAUGGAGGCAGUGCGGGAGGUCUUGAGGAGGGUGGGAACGUGGGAUCUGGUGCGGCUGCACGGAGGCGAGCAGCUGAAGGGCGACUACCAGGGCUGCCAGUACAUCGCUCUCGACCGCCAGGACACCGACACGCUCGAGUUUUCCAGGCUCAAGACCCUGUCUGCUGAUUCCCUGUGGGCCCUGCUGGGACACGCUCCUCAGGUAACGGUUAAAAUGUAUAAACGUGGAUCUCGCAGCUGGUUGGGUAAAUCCCUCAACGCCACCGCCACCAUCCCUUCCAACACCUUCGUGAUGUUCAGGAUCAGCGGCGAAGACGCGGAUGCCAAAAUCCCAGCGAACACCAUUCACAGCAUCACACUCAGCAUUUAACUGUGAGCGUCAGAUACCAGGAGGAGGAGGAGGAGGAGGAGUGGGGGGGGAAGCAUUCUUAAUUAUUAGUAUCGCAGUUGCAAAAACCAAAACUGAGUGUCUUUUACUAUGCAGUGUUUGUACUUUGGUAUUUUAUAUAUAAAAAAAAACAAAAUCAAAAAUGUCUUAAUGGGAGAAAUUAUUGGAAAUAACAAUUUUUCAGCUUCUUCAAUCAUCAGUGAAAAUAUUAUGUUAACGAAGCUGGUUUCCAACAAUUAGCCUGAUUAACUUUUGUCUUGUUUUGAAUUUCUAGGGCCGGCCCACACUUUACGCCAGCCAUUAAUUAGCCAUUACGCUAACUGACGGUGUCACAUCGGAUCAGGUCUCGAGUGUUUAAUGCGUUAAUUGUGGCGGUUUAAACACCGGUGGCCUGUGGCGCCGUGAAGGGGCCCGAACGCGCUCCUGCCUCCGUAAUGGGAAGUUAUUUACGGCGCGUUUAGACGGUGUAACUGUAAGAGGCUUUAUUAAUAUGCCCCACUGCACCGGGGGGGAGACGAUAACACCUUCAGGAGCUCACAGGCGCAGCCACCAGCGUCAUUCAUAACCGUGUCAGAGUCACUUUCCAUCAGUUACCAGGCUUACACGGCUGCGCUAACAGCUAGCAAUUGUAUUUACCGGGCCUGGCAGUGGCCGAAAUGAAGUUAUUUCCAUCAAGAUAUCAGUGCCUUUAGCUAAUGCAAUAGAAGGAGCUCUCUCUGCUGAUGGUAUCUCCUUGCGUGGCAUCUCUACCUUAAACAUCAUUACACUGUACUCAAGCUCCUCACGUUUUUAAAUGUCUCUUUCACCUGAGGGGGAAGAUCAUAGGUAGUUGCACAAGCAGUGCUGCGUUGUUUGCAUUAUUUUUUGAGAGUGGUUGUUUUGAGCUCUCGGUCGACAUUGCUUGAGUUUUUUUUUAUGAACUUAAUAUCUUUGCGUAUUUAAACUUACAGCGAGUAUUCCUCAGGUUUUCUCCACAGCACUUGACAAACAAUACUGACAGUAUCGGGCGGUAGAGAUGCGCGUAUCGAUCCAGAAAUUGUCGAUACUUUGGAUCUAGACAUGUGUUUUUUUUUUAGAAUCGAUCUUCGCAUCAAAAUGUCAAUAGAAAUAUUAAUACUUUCAUGAAUGUGUAAUGAAUUCUAAAAAAGUAAAAAAGAGACCUCUAUGGUGGAAGGCAGGCAACAUCCAGGUAUAUAGUGAAAAAACAUCACAGGCAUGUACACGUAGAUCAUGUCAACACGCUGUUGUUUCUUAACAAAAACGUAUAAAUGGGAAAUGAUAGAGAGAAUACAGAAUGAGACAUUUGUUGUUACGGUUCAAGUGAAGUUCCAACCUGGAGACCAGACUGUCUGGUUCACAAAGAAGUACAUCAAAGUUAGAGCGACUGUUCUUAUUUUCAUUUUUAGUUUGAGAGUGAUUUUUUUUUUUUUUUUUUUAAAUGUGAUUUGCUCAGGUUGUAUUUAAUUGGUCUUAUUAAAGAGAAGUCUGAUAAUUGUCAGAGAGUUGUGAAAUACAUUUUCCAUAAUUACAUUCACAAGUUUUCAUUGUAAAACUCCAUCAUUUUCAUAUACACAAGUAGACAUCUAAAACUAUGGGUAUAUGGAUUACUUUUGGUGUCGGACUGAAAGGAAAAACGGCUGUAUCGCACAUCCCUAUCAGACGGUCUGUAAAUGAGAACGACUUGCAUGCAUGAGAAUGUUUUACUGUCAUUUUGUUAUACUUUUGUAGGUCAUUUUUUUGUAUUUAAGAUUUUCAAGCACUUUCAGACAUAAAGCCAAGUUAAAAAAGCAUGAACUCUUCUGUUGCAUGGUUGUUUACUGAAUGUAUCACUGUAUCAUCAAGUGUUUUUAUGUUUUUCAAUGAUCUGGUGUUUUAAUAAAAAGAUUUAAAGCUUCAA